Myxocyprinus asiaticus (Chinese sucker) is the source of this 3644-nucleotide messenger RNA. RefSeq names its product AFG3-like protein 2. Gene Ontology annotation, molecular function: ATP-dependent peptidase activity; zinc ion binding; metalloendopeptidase activity. Gene Ontology annotation, biological process: protein-containing complex assembly; mitochondrial protein processing. NCBI's taxonomy places the organism in Eukaryota, Metazoa, Chordata, Actinopteri, Cypriniformes, Catostomidae. The coding region runs from base 121 to 2511 and encodes 796 amino acids. The record is from RefSeq and is a predicted model, not a curated record. Gene Ontology annotation, cellular component: m-AAA complex; membrane. The transcript is spliced from 17 exons.
UGCACCGGAAGCGGAUUGUCUAGAAUGAAACGCAGUACAUUUCAAGUUCAUGUUGUCAAAAGUUUUCAUCCGAUGCUUUGUUUUCUGUAUUGAUCCACAUCACAUGCGCACAGUGCCAUAAUGGCACACCGAUAUCUGCAUCUGUCAAGAAGCUGCAGGAACCUUCUCCGCGCUCUGCUGCCAAAUGUCAGAUCAACAAACCGUGUGCAAGCGGUUCAGGGAGUUGGACAAAUUGUCCUAGACAGAAGAUCUUUGCUCUCCCAGGUCUUGGGCGCCUACAGAAGAUUAAGCUCCAAACCUCCCAAAGGAUUUGAAAAAUACUUCCCAAAUAGCAAGAAUGGUGUUCCAAAAAACAGUGAGCCUAAGCCAUCCAACGCAGAAGUCAAAGAGGCCAAACCAACCAAUGCUCAGAAGUCCACUGGUGGUGGUGGUGGAGGAGGAAAAAGAGGGGGGAGGAAGGAUGAAUCCACCUGGUACAGCCGUCUCCAAAAGGGUGAUGUUCCAUGGGAUGAUAAAGAGUUUCGUAUGUAUUUCCUGUUUGGAGCGGCCUUCUGGACAGCUGUCACAUAUUAUUUCUUCUUCCGAGAUGGAGGAAGAGAGGUGACCUGGAAAGACUUUGUAAAUGGUUACCUAACUAAAGGAGUGGUUGAUAGAUUGGAGGUUGUAAACAAGCGAUAUGUAAAAGUCAUCUUUACUCCUGGUAAAACUCCAGUUGGCGGGCAAUAUGUGUGGUUCAACAUUGGCAGCGUGGACACAUUUGAGCGGAACCUGGAGACUGCCCAGUUAGAACUUGGUAUUGAAGGAGAGAAUAGACUGCCAGUUGUCUAUGCCACAGAGAGUGAUGGGUCGUUCCUCCUUAGCAUGUUUCCCACCGUACUGAUCAUUGGGUUCUUGCUGUUCAUGCUGAGAAGAGGGCCAGCUGGGGCAGGGAGACCAGGGAGGGGCAUGGGUGGACUCUUCAGUGUCAGUGAAACCACCGCCAAAGUGCUACGAGAUGAGAUUGACGUCAAGUUCAAGGAUGUGGCAGGCUGUGAGGAGGCGAAGUUGGAGAUCAUGGAGUUUGUUAACUUUCUUAAGAACCCAAAGCAGUACCAGGAUUUGGGUGCCAAGAUUCCAAAGGGGGCUAUUCUGACAGGACCCCCAGGCACAGGAAAGACUUUACUAGCCAAGGCCACUGCAGGGGAGGCCAAUGUCCCCUUCAUCACUGUCAAUGGUUCAGAAUUCUUAGAGAUGUUUGUCGGGGUCGGGCCAGCCAGGGUUCGGGAUCUCUUUGUUUUAGCCCGGAAGAAUGCCCCAUGCAUUCUCUUCAUAGAUGAGAUUGAUGCAGUAGGGCGAAAGAGAGGCAGGGGCAACUUUGGUGGGCAGAGUGAACAAGAGAACACACUCAACCAGUUACUAGUCGAGAUGGAUGGAUUUAACACUGCUACUAAUGUUGUGGUGCUAGCAGGCACCAACAGACCAGACAUUCUAGAUCCAGCUUUGAUGAGGCCCGGUCGGUUUGAUAGACAGAUAUACAUUGGGCCACCAGAUAUCAAAGGUAGAGCCUCUAUAUUUAAAGUACAUUUGAGACCACUGAAGCUGGAUGAAGAUUUGGACAAAGAAGCUCUGGCAAGGAAAAUGGCUGCCUUAACACCUGGUUUUACAGGUGCGGACAUUGCUAACGUGUGCAACGAGGCUGCGCUAAUUGCAGCCCGCCACCUUUCUGAUGCCAUCAACCAAAAACAUUUUGAGCAAGCUAUCGAAAGAGUAAUUGGAGGUCUUGAGAAGAAGACUCAGGUGCUGCAGCCAGAGGAGAAAAAGACGGUGGCUUACCAUGAGGCUGGUCACGCUGUAGCUGGCUGGUUCCUUGAGCAUGCUGACCCCCUGCUUAAAGUGUCCAUCAUCCCGCGUGGGAAGGGAUUAGGCUAUGCCCAGUAUUUGCCUAAAGAGCAGUAUCUAUACACCAAGGAGCAGCUGUUGGACAGGAUGUGUAUGAUGCUGGGUGGGCGUGUCUCAGAGGAGAUCUUUUUUGGCCGCAUUACCACUGGGGCUCAGGAUGACUUGAAGAAGGUGACACAGAGUGCCUAUGCACAGAUUGUGCAGUUUGGCAUGAAUGAAAAGGUGGGGCAGGUGUCAUUUGACCUGCCGCGGCAAGGAGAGAUGGUUCUAGAGAAGCCUUACAGUGAGGCCACAGCAUGCCUCAUUGACUCAGAGGUCCGGAAUCUCAUCACCACAGCUUAUGAACGUACAAAGCAACUCCUGUCUGAGAAGAAGGCUGAUGUGGAGAAGGUGGCACUACGUCUACUGGAGAAGGAGGUGCUGGAUAAGAACGAUAUGGUUGAGCUCCUGGGCCGAAGGCCAUUUGCUGAGAAGUCUACUUAUGAAGAGUUUGUGGAGGGAACGGGGAGCAUGGAAGAGGACACCUCACUGCCGGAGGGCCUGAAGGACUGGAACAAGGAGCGCAGCAACGAGAAGGAGGAGAGCACAGAGGAACAGGUGGCUCGACAAAUCACUGGUGGUAUGCCCUUCUAAGGACACCCUUUUCACCAUGACCCCUUAGGGCCCUGGAGGGUCAGAGCACUUAUUUAUGAGAUGGGAAAUAUUGUUAAUGAUGCUGCCCCAGUCAGCCGCACACUGAGACAAGUACAUAGUUUUUCAGGAGAGGUCUGAUUGGAGGGCUCUUACUCAGCAGUAAGCAUUGGACUUAUAUUGUGAAAUUACAAGGUUCUCCAUUGAUUGUAUAGUAGGGUGUUUAUCAAAUAUAAACAGUCUAAAAUCUUGUAUUUGCAAAAGUGUAUUGUUUUUCAGCAAAGCUGAAAGUAUAAAAUCUAGUUUUUGAAAAGGAUCCAAAAAUCUUCAGUUGAAGGUGAAGUGUUUUUAUGUUACACAUCAGUGCUUUGCUUUAAAUCAGUUAUAAAUCAAGGCAAAAGCACUGAGCUUUCUAGUCAUUUCAAUUUAACCUAUCAAUGACCAAGAAGACGUACAAAUCCUGUAAAUUUGAUUCCUAUUUCAAAAGAUUGAAAUUUCACAAAGACAGUUGUGUGACCUUUUGCAAGGCGCCUGUUUGCAGUGCUGCUUGCUCACUGGCUAUCUGAAAGACUGAAAUGUACCAUCAUGAAUGUUAUGGAUUGUGCACAAAGUCUCCCAUGUUAACUGACAUAUUCUCUUCUCUCACACAUUUGCACUGCUUUGGUUUUUGAUCACAUGCCCUCCGAGUGAAGGGCCAAGCAGUUUUUGAUGCAUUUCUCUCAAUGUGGAUCAUUUAUGGCCCAGGCAACUGCUGGCCACUGUCCACUGACCAGCUCUUAACCUGACUGAUUAAACUAUAGCUUGAUUAAAAAUAGUAAUUUGCAGACUACACAAAUCACUUGGUAAUGAAAUGAGAUGUUCACAAAUCCAGCAGCAGGCAGUAGUUCAUGAUGAUAAUGCUAAUGGAGAUGUGUGAUUUUGAAGGUAUGUGAAUUCAAUAUUUACUCUACAAUACAAAUGCUUUUAUUGUGUCAUACUGCAAGCUUUGGGGUUAAAAACAGAGCACAUCGAUAUAAAAUGCUUGUCCUUUUGUGACUUAAGCAGAUUUUGCUUGAUAUCACAUGUAAAUAUGUAUUUUGUUCUGUGAAGGUUUUGAAUGCAUGAUAAAACCUAAAUAAAUGUACAGAAACUUUGAA